Molecule: messenger RNA, 2175 nt
Organism: Galeopterus variegatus (Sunda flying lemur)
Lineage: Eukaryota; Metazoa; Chordata; Mammalia; Dermoptera; Cynocephalidae
Gene: LCP2
Product: lymphocyte cytosolic protein 2 (SH2 domain containing leukocyte protein of 76kDa)
Exons: 21
Coding region: 88-1692 (534 amino acids)
Biological process (GO): intracellular signal transduction; cell surface receptor protein tyrosine kinase signaling pathway
Molecular function (GO): protein binding
Source: RefSeq, a predicted model, not a curated record
ACACCUCCAAGCUCUGGAUUUGGGCUUUUUUGUCCAUGGGUGCAGCACCCACACUCAGCUCGUGAGCUUCCUCCUGGGAGAGCAGCCAUGGCCCUGAGGAAUGUUCCCUUUCGCUCAGAAGUCCUGACCUGGGACUCCGACAGCCUUGCUGACUAUUUCAAGAAGCUGAGCUACAGGGACUGUGAGAAGGCAGUGAAGAAGUACCACAUAGACGGGGCUCGGUUUUUGAACCUGACAGAAAAUGACAUCCAGAAGUUCCCCAAGCUCCGGGUGCCGAUUCUCAGUAAGUUAAGUCAAGAAAUCAACAGGAAUGAAGAAAGGAGGAGCAUUUUCACACGCAAACCCCAGGUGCAGCGGUUUCCAGAAGAGACAGAAAGCCAUGAAGAAGACAAUGGGGGCUGGUCAUCCUUUGAAGAUGACUAUGAAAGUCCCAAUGACGAUCAGGAUGGGGAGGAUGAUGGUGACUAUGAGUCCCCCAAUGAGGAGGAAGAGGCGCCUGUGGAAGACGAUGCUGAUUAUGAGCCGCCACCCUCCAACGACGAGGAAGCUCUGCAGAACUCCAUCCUGCCUGCCAAGCCUUUCCCCAACACCAACUCCAUGUACAUCGACCGGCCCCUCUCCGGAAAAGCCCCCCAGCAGCCUCCUGUGCCCCCCCAGAGACCGAUGGCUGCCCUCCCUCCCCCGCCGGUGGGCCGGAGCCCCUCGCCACUACCCCCUCCUCAGCCCAACCAUGAAGAGCCUAGCAGAAGUAGAAAUCACAAAACAGCAAAGCUCCCUGCUCCUUCAAUAGACAGAAGCACGAAACCUCCCCUAGAUCGUUCAUUAGCUCCGUUUGACAGAGAGCCCUUUGCACUAGGAAAGAAACCGGCGUUUUCUGACAAGCCCUCGAUUCCAGCAAUUCCAGUGGGAAGGCCUCUUGGGGAGCAUUUACCCAAGAUACAAAAGCCUCCUUUACCACCAACCACAGAAAGACAUGAAAGAAGUAGCCCCCUGCCAGGGAAGAAGCCACCUGUGCCAAAGCACGGAUGGGGAUCAGACAGAAGAGAGAAUGAUGAAGAUGAUGUGCAUCAAAGACCUUUGCCCCAGCCAGCACUACUUUCUAUGAGCUCCAAUACUUUCCCUUCAAGAUCUACCAAGCCAAGCCCCAAGCACUCUCUCCCUUCAUCUCACAUGCCUGGAGCAUUCUCAGAAAGUAACAGUUUUCCACAGAGCGCCUCCCUGCCGCCAUACUUCUCUCAAGGCCCUACCAACAGACCACUUCUCAGAGCUGAAGGCAGAAACUUUCCCCUGCCAGUUCCAAGCAAACCUCCACCACCGUCCCCUGGGGAAGAAGAGAAUUCAUUAAAUGAAGAGUGGUACGUUUCUUACAUUACCCGACCAGAGGCAGAAGCUGCUCUUAGAAAGAUAAAUCAGGAUGGCACUUUUCUGGUUAGAGACAGCUCUAAAAAAACAGUAACCAAUCCAUAUGUCCUCAUGGUGUUGUACAAAGAUAAAGUUUACAACAUCCAGAUCCGUUAUCAGGAGGAAAGUCAAGUUUACUUGUUGGGAACUGGACUUCGAGGGAAAGAGGACUUUUUGUCUGUGUCAGAUAUCAUCGACUACUUCAGGAAAAUGCCACUUCUGCUCAUUGAUGGGAAAAACCGAGGUUCCAGAUACCAGUGCACACUAACACAUGCAGCAGGGUAUCCAUAGCAAGUUAGCCAAGCAAAUGAACCUUCUUCCUGCCUCUGUUGCCAACAUGGGAAGAUCGAUCAACAUUGGUGAACGGACAAACACUUAGACUGAAUCCAACCCCUCAACAUGAACACUGUUUUUUUUUUUUUUUCUUUUCCUUUAAAAACUGUGUUUGAAAUGAAGACUGUCAGUUAUCCCAUAAUUUAUUUAUUCUUCUUCAAUGUUUGUAAAGUGCAUGAGUAAUAAUGUUCCCACUUGAAGAUUAAUAGUGCAGUGUAAUAAUUCAUUUUUUUAAAGUGUAUUUUUUGAAUACCCAUUUCAAAGUACAGUAGUUUAUACAGCUAUAGAAAUAAUUUGUCCCUAGUUUAAAAACACUGAAACAGUAAGUUUUUGGUAUCACAUAAAACUGAUAUUUUUAAUAGCCAAACCUUUGUCAGAGUCAAUCAUCAGUUUUAUACAUAUAAUUUGAAAAUUACAGCAAUAAUUUAAGAAGCUUCAAAA